AUGUCUACUGCAGCCCGCCGCCGUUUGAUGCGCGACUUCAAGCGCAUGCAAACUGAUCCUCCCGCUGGUGUCUCUGCGUCUCCAGUUGCGGAUAAUGUCAUGACCUGGAACGCAGUUAUUAUCGGCCCAGCAGACACACCGUUCGAAGACGGGACCUUCCGUCUUAUAAUGCAUUUCGAGGAGGCAUACCCAAACAAGCCGCCGGGCGUCAAGUUUAUUAGCCAGAUGUUCCAUCCCAACGUAUACGGGACCGGCGAGCUGUGUCUGGACAUUCUGCAAAACCGAUGGUCACCCACGUACGACGUGGCAGCCAUCCUGACCAGUAUUCAGAGUCUACUAAACGACCCGAACACCUCGUCUCCCGCCAAUGUCGAAGCAUCGAACCUGUACAAAGAGAACCGCAAGGAGUACACCAAGCGCGUGCGCGAGACGGUGGAGAAGAGCUGGGAGGACUGA
Molecule: messenger RNA, 456 nt
Organism: Alternaria novae-zelandiae
Lineage: Eukaryota; Fungi; Ascomycota; Dothideomycetes; Pleosporales; Pleosporaceae
Gene: UBC2
Product: Ubiquitin-conjugating enzyme E2 2
Exons: 4
Coding region: 1-456 (151 amino acids)
Biological process (GO): DNA repair; proteasome-mediated ubiquitin-dependent protein catabolic process; protein polyubiquitination
Cellular component (GO): HULC complex
Molecular function (GO): ubiquitin conjugating enzyme activity
Source: RefSeq, a predicted model, not a curated record